Molecule: messenger RNA, 2098 nt
Organism: Notolabrus celidotus (New Zealand spotty)
Lineage: Eukaryota; Metazoa; Chordata; Actinopteri; Labriformes; Labridae
Product: RING finger protein 11-like
Exons: 3
Coding region: 547-1011 (154 amino acids)
Source: RefSeq, a predicted model, not a curated record
CAGCCUCUCAGCCAUACGUCAUAUCAAACGGACCGAUAACAUGUCCUCCGACUGAAGCAAGAGCUAGCAAAGAAGCAGACUGUUAAAUUUUACUCACGAAGUGAAAAGGCAGAGAUGUCGCGACUGUCCAACACUCAAAUUGCUCACUGUAAGAACUACCACUGCUGCUGAAGUAGAUAUUUAGUUGAUUCUUUUCAUCCUUACGAAGGAAUGAGCGACACUAAUCAAGGAAGUCGCUCAGCUGGCUAGCGAAAAAGUAGCUAGCUGUCGUUAGCAGGAGAGUUCUUUGUUUUGUUUUUCAGGUGGAGGUCCGCGUCAACAUGAAGACAGACUAGUGCUCAUAUUUGGGUUUUUUUUGGCGUUUUAUGUGUACAUGGGUGUUUUUUAAUCAUGUCCAUUGUAUGUUUGGAAACAGUUAGUCGAACUACAAAUCUGUUUCUUGGGUGCUAAAACAGAUAAACACCAACAUUAGCCACCGAGAGCAACUUUAGCAACAAAGAUCUGUUUUUCAUCGUCGGCCAGCUCUGGACGGAGGACACGGAAGACAUGGGCAACUGUCUGAAGUCCCCGACCUCAGACGACAUUUCCCUGCUUCAUGAAUCCCAGUCGGACAGGGCGAGUUUCGGGGAUGGGACGGAUCCAGAUCUGGAGCCGCCUCCGCCUUACCAGGAGCAGGCUCACAUGCCCAUGUACCAUCCCACGCCCAGCCAGGCCCGUCUGGCCACCCAGCUGACAGAGGAGGAGCAGAUCCGCAUAGCUCAGCGCAUCGGUCUCAUCCAGCACCUCCCCAAGGGUGUUUAUGAUGGAGGACAGGACGGCUCAGAGAAGAAGAUCAGAGAAUGCGUGAUCUGUAUGCUGGACUUUGUAUACGGGGACCCCAUCAGGUUCCUGCCAUGUAUGCACAUCUACCACAUGGACUGUAUAGAUGACUGGCUGAUGAGAUCCUUCACCUGUCCCUCCUGCAUGGAGCCCGUCGAUGCUGCCCUGCUUUCCACCUAUGAGACUAACUGAUUUUUUUUUCACCCCUCCACCGCUGGCUCAGAUCAAAUGUUGCCCCUCAAGCCCCUAAAAACACACAGAAGCCCCAAAACGACCCCUCAUAGAGAAGAGAGGGGCUAGAAUGUUUUGGCUGUAUUCUUGCACUUUUAAACAACAGAAAUUUAGUCAACUAAUGCUGGCCUUCCAACCCACAGGUCUAAUCAGCCAGUCUUUGACAUUAGUUACACAAAUCCUGACACCCUGCAUGAUUGCAUUUGUGUGUUUGUCGUGCUGAAGCAGCGUCCAGUGUUGCUGCUGAUAGUGAGCAUGAGGGAUGUGUAUGUGAGCUAUUUGGGCUGUUUGAUGACUGUGCAUUUCCACUUGAGCCGGUCUCAGUGGUGUGUCUCCCCAGCGGGCCCCAUUUCACCUCAUUAUCAGUCUGUCCUUGUUAUCAAAAGAAUAAUUAGGCCAACAGAUUAUUGACCAAAAUGCCACCAAGUGUUGCUCCAAGAGGGGGAUUAAAUUAGAGGUAAUCUGUGGCAACAGUUAACAAAGGCUUCCUCAACAUAUUGACCCCCCACACGUGCUCUCACAGCUAAAUGGCGCUUCACUUUGGAGAUAUGGAGUUGAGGUGUUUGUUUGUAAUUAGUAAAGAAAAAGUAUGCACAAACUGAACAGGAAUCACCCAAAGUUAAAAAGUACACAAUGUUCACGUAAAGGAGAUCAAGUGGCUGCUCCAAAUGACCCAGCUUGAAAGAGAAGCUGCGAGUUGAAGGGAUGAUUAUAUUGUGUAUUGUGAAUGUUUCACCUGAUGGUGGGGAAAGAAGCUGGUAGCCAAUGUAAAAGGGCUCAUUGUGCAUGAGCAGGUGGAUCAGUCAGACAAAAAUUAGAAACGCUUGCACACACUUUUCAUCUGAUCCAGAGAUUUGCACUUUACUUAUAGGACAGUAUCUAAACAAUAUAUUAAUAUAUGUACCUUAUAACCUUGCACUAUCAAUACUUCAUCCUUUUUUUGUUUUCUGAGAUGCAAAAGUUCUAUAGCUGUUACAUUUUUCCAAGCUGUCAGUAGUCACUUAUCACAUUGAAGUAAACCUGAAGAUGUAUUUCAUGAAUUCUGUGA